GCACACUUGUCACUUGAAAUCCACGUACGCCAAGCUGCCUCCAAACCUCCGUCCCGCCUCUCGUUCCAUCCCGCCCCUACUGGCACCAUCGCGACGGCCGGCGGCGGCCACAUACGCUCAGACGGAUCUCAUGGCAGCCACCUGUUCGACGUCCACGUCGUCCGCGUGGCGCCGCUCGGUGAGGCGCCGCACGCCGGUGAGCCAGCGAAAGGAGGACGAGCGGGAGCUGGGGCGGAGGGUGGAGAAGCUGGAGGAGGCGGUGGAGGGACUUCGCGGGGAGAAAGACGCGGCGGAGGUGGAGGAGACGGCGCUACGCGCGGAGCUGGACGCGGAGCGGGGCGCGGCGGAGACGGUGGCGAGCGAGACCAUGCUGAUGAUCGAGCGGCUGCAGCGUGAGAAGGCGUCCGCGCUCCUGGAGGCGCGCCAGUUCCGCCGCCUCGCGGAGGGACGCGACGAGCGUGGCCGCCAGCUCCAGGACGAGCUCGCGUCGCUCUCGGCCAUCGCAGGUGGCUACCUCUCCCUCCUCCGCGCCCACGCCAUCGAACCCGACGACGAGGACGGGCGCCUGCAGCAGGAGGAUGCUGGCAUGGAUGUAAUAAAGGGCGUGUUUGUCCAGAAGUCGCCGCCGCCUCCUCCUGCGGCGAAGGAGUUGGAGUACACGGCAGACUUGGGGUGCGCGACCGCGACGAAGGCCGUGAUGGCGGUGGCGGAAGAGCAGCGUAUCGUCGUCGUCCAUGGCGCGGUGGACCUGUACGCGAGGGUGGACGCACUGGAGGCGGACCGGGCGGCGACGCUUAGGGAGAUGGCGUCGAUGCGGGCUGAGCCAGCGCGUGUGGUGCUAGGGAGGGAGAUGGCGCGGAGGCUGUGCCGGGACGCGGUGGCCGUCGAGAGGCCGGGAUGCGUCGCGACGGUGCAUAAACCACGCAUCUCCGUGCCCGCCAUUUGCAAGUGGCUCUUCUCCAUGAUCCUAAGGAGAAAAAGAUGUUCUACGGUCAGGUUGACGUUCGGCUUGUCGACGGCACUCCUCGGCAUGUUUGUGCUUCUGGAGAGAUCAGCCUCGGCGCUGCAUCGUCGCCGCCUGCGUCCACCGCGGCUACCACAUAUGUGAUGGCCUGAUUCAUAGCACCUCCAAGCUCUCGGUCCUGCAAGUGCAAACAAACAUUUGGAGGCUACUACGGGAGCUUGGAUUGGUAGCUGGAGGCUGGAAGUGCAAACAAAUUAAUCUACUCUUGAUUUGGUCCAUUUUCGCAUCAGUUGUCCUAACCCGUAAACGAUCGGAUCGGAUCGGAUAUUUCUAUUACCAUAUUUUUUACCA
Molecule: messenger RNA, 1315 nt
Organism: Lolium rigidum
Lineage: Eukaryota; Viridiplantae; Streptophyta; Magnoliopsida; Poales; Poaceae
Exons: 3
Coding region: 131-1108 (325 amino acids)
Source: RefSeq, a predicted model, not a curated record